This is a messenger RNA of Rhizoctonia solani, 591 nucleotides long. Its product is annotated as ribosomal protein S7e. Gene Ontology annotation, molecular function: structural constituent of ribosome. Gene Ontology annotation, biological process: ribosomal small subunit biogenesis; rRNA processing; translation. Bases 1 to 591 code for a protein of 196 amino acids. NCBI's taxonomy places the organism in Eukaryota, Fungi, Basidiomycota, Agaricomycetes, Cantharellales, Ceratobasidiaceae. The transcript has 5 exons. Gene Ontology annotation, cellular component: cytosolic small ribosomal subunit; 90S preribosome; ribosome. The record is from RefSeq and is a predicted model, not a curated record.
AUGUCUGUAAACAACAAGAUCUAUCGCACGGCCAAUGCCCCCAGCACUCCCCCCGAUGAGACUGAGGUCGCAGUCGCCCAGGCCUUGAUUGAUUUGGAGAACAACGUGCCGGACCUGAAGACUGAGCUCCGCGUGCUCCAGAUCUCUGCGGCCAAGGAGGUCGAUGUUAAGGGUGGAAAGAAGGCAAUUGUUGUCUUUGUCCCUGUUCCUCAACUAAAGGCAUUCCACAAGGUGCAAUCUCGAUUGACCCGUGAACUCGAGAAAAAGUUUGCCGAUCGCCAUGUUGUAUUCAUCGCCCAGCGCCGCAUGCUCAGGAAGCCCACCAGGACCUCCCGUGUCCAGCAAAAGCGCCCUCGUUCUCGCACUUUGACCUCGGUCCACGAGAAGAUUCUCGAGGAUCUCGUGUUCCCUACUGACAUUGUCGGAAAGCGAACCCGUGUUGCGGUUGACGGCAGCAAGUUGCUCAAGGUCUUCCUCGACUCAAAAGACCAGAACACCCUCGAGUACAAGCUCGACUCGUUCUCCUCGAUCUACCGCCGACUCACUGGAAAGGACGUCGUGUUCGAGUUCCCUACAGUCGCCACAGACUAA